AUGAAAAAGGUUGAAGAUAUCGGAGGAAAAGCUCAUAAUGCUGAAGUUACCGAAGCUAUCCUGUGGUUUGUUACUGCGUUUCUCCUCCUUAUUCCUGGCUUGGGGGAAAUAGCUGAGGAAGCAGAUGUGGUGGCGGUUGCCACGACCCUGAGGCUUCUUGGUGAUGCUGAGGAUGUGGGUUUAACUACCUACGACAUCGUGACCACGAAAGACCGUGGGCCGGGGGUGAUAUUUGAAGGCAUCUUAGGUGGGCUUGGUGCCCUCGAUAUGCUGAAAGCUCCAGAGCUUUUCGGAAAGGCAGCGUCGGCAAGAAGAGCAAUGUCAGAUUCUGAUAUCGCGACGUUAGGAGAUGAAGUUUCUGGUGGAUUAGCGCAGGUGAAGCUUGUCAAACAAGACUGCUUUUAA
Molecule: messenger RNA, 405 nt
Organism: Penicillium chermesinum
Lineage: Eukaryota; Fungi; Ascomycota; Eurotiomycetes; Eurotiales; Aspergillaceae
Exons: 1
Coding region: 1-405 (134 amino acids)
Source: RefSeq, a predicted model, not a curated record